This is a messenger RNA of Aspergillus saccharolyticus JOP 1030-1, 1669 nucleotides long. RefSeq lists its product as uncharacterized. The transcript has 5 exons. NCBI's taxonomy places the organism in Eukaryota, Fungi, Ascomycota, Eurotiomycetes, Eurotiales, Aspergillaceae. Bases 388 to 1467 code for a protein of 359 amino acids. The record is from RefSeq and is a predicted model, not a curated record.
CUGGGCAAAUCUGGUGAUGACCGCCUGCCGAACCGUGGGUAACACCAAGCGGGACUGGAGCGACUCUUCGCUGUUCUAGUUUCCCCGCCAGGCCUUGACGCAAGUGAAUGUUGCUACAUUCAUGUAUCUACCCCUCCUGCUAAUGUGGGAGCUUGCCACCAUCAAGAUGUCUAAAUUUCGGGGUUUUCAACCAUUUCACCUGUUCCUGCACAACUACACUCCAUCCCAGACACCACACUCAUAGGUGUGAUUGCGAUCACAGCGAUAUUAUCCUAAGUAGGCCCACGCCCAACGCACGACAACCACGCCGACUGCUCCGGGCGACGACGGAGAGGGACUGGGUGCUGGUGCUCGCCGUGAUCGCCCGCCCGAUUACCAAGCGACACCAUGUAUACCGUGCCAAUUGCGAUCAUCUUCCUCACCUUGACAUGCCUUUUGGUUGCGUUGCGUGUAUUUACGCGACUGCGUGUGGUGCAGAAACCGGGCUGUGAUGAUCUCCUUAUCGUUCUUGCGCUGUUGGCAGACAUUGCGUUCUUCGUCUUCUUGGUUUUUGAGAUUCGAAACGGCUUAGCAAAGAACCAGAAACUCCUCAGCCCACAGGUUGUACGCAAUCAACUCAUGGCUCUCUACAUUACGAUCCCGCUCUACAACCUCUCUCUCACCUUGACGAAAUUGUCGCUCGUAUUUCUGUAUAAACGUCUCUUUCCAACGAAGUACUAUCAGAUCAUCCUCGCAAUCACAUUAUUUUUCGUCGUCACCACCGGCCUGUGGAUGAUUUUCAGUGCGGUCUUUUUCUGCAUUCCCGUUCACGCAUUCUGGGACACGUCGAUGCCUCGCACCUGCCUCUCGGAGGCCGUCGUUUGGUGUCUGAACGCCGCGUUUCAGAUCUCUACGGACCUGCUUCUCGUCGUUCUCCCGAUGCCCUUGGUUAUACGGUUGCAAAUUCCGAAGCGGCAGAAGGUGGCACUUAUCUUCAUCUUUGCGCUGGGAUUCUUUGUGUGCGCAAUGAGUAUAAUCCGGCUCACUACGAUUAUCAGACUCGUCAAAACACAGGACUUCACAGAGGGCAACGGCCUGGCCGCGACAUGGUCUUUCAUCGAAUGCAACGUCGCCAUUAUCUGUGCCUGUCUGCAGCCCCUUCGCCCGUUCAUCAUCCGCUUCUUCCCCCGCCUGAUGCCCUCUCGCGUGCGCUCCGACCAUCCGCGCGAGAAGCACUCAGGUCCCAGCGGGGGCGCCAGUACGGUCGGCUACCACGGAAACCCAUUCGGUCCGACCAGCACAAGCUACGUCACCAGCGUCGCGGGCACGUUUUCCCUGGACAGUCUGAGCUUGGGGGAUGCUCAGCAUAAUCAUUCUGCUGGGACAGCGAAUGGAAUCCAGGUUGUGCAGGAGUUGCGGUGGGAUUCUUAUUCUGCCGAGGCGCGGCGGAAGUCGGUGCAGUCCGGCGAUUCGUCUACCGGCGUCUGAGAUGCGGUGGUUGAGAGGUUUUGGAGUGUUUUGACUUUUCUGAUGAUACCAAUUUCUCCCAAUGUUGGGUUGCUAUCGGGUUUGGUAGUGGAGAUCUCGACUAUGUGUCGCUGUGACAUCUGAACUUGAAUUCGAAAGUAAGAGAUGAUUUACGGGGAUGUGCGAGAUAAUUGCAGUCAGAGGUGGUUGGUUUUGGCGCCGU